ACCUGAAGAUCUUCAGCGGAUUCUGCGAAAUGACGAUUGCUCAAAUUACUGCCAUCAUUACAACUAUAUUGAUCGCGGCAUCUGUGAAUGCUGGAUAUGUCACACCAUCAAUACCGCAUAAGGGAUAUGGCCAUAGCCCUAUCGUUUAUAUUGCAAACGAAGAUGAAAUAGAUUAUUAUGCACAUCCAAAAUACGUUUACAACUAUGGUGUAUCAGAUUUCCUGACCGGAGACAACAAAGCUCACGUCGAAGUUCGCGACGGUGACGUGGUGAAAGGUUCGUACUCAGUGGCGGAACCCGACGGGUCGAUCAGGGUGGUGUCUUAUACUUCCGAUGAUGUCAACGGUUUCAACGCGGUGGUUAAAAAAAUAGGACCGUCUUAUCAUCCGGCAACACCGAAAGUCGUCGGUUACACGCACAACCACUAUUAGACUAUCAUUUUAACAAAUAGAAGCUAACCUAUGUUAGACUAAUUAGAAGCAAUAAUUAGGAUAUUUAGUAUUUAUUUGUAUAGUAUAUAGAAUAGUAUUUAUUUCAAUAACUUCUUGAAGUUCUUAUCAUGUGGAUAUAGAUCAUAA
Messenger RNA from Cylas formicarius (sweet potato weevil), 578 nucleotides. Its product is annotated as cuticle protein 19-like. Gene Ontology annotation, cellular component: extracellular matrix. The transcript is spliced from 3 exons. The record is from RefSeq and is a predicted model, not a curated record. Lineage: Eukaryota; Metazoa; Arthropoda; Insecta; Coleoptera; Brentidae. Bases 30 to 431 code for a protein of 133 amino acids.